GCCAUAAACUCUGCUUAACCAUGGCCGCACCGUACACGGGACCUCUCCAUGUGCUGCAAGAUUCGGGGGUUCCAGGAGAUUGCACAAACUACACUACAGUCGUAAUCGUUCAUGGUUACGCCUGGCACGGUGGUAUCUUCUCGAAGCUCGUACCUUUGGCGGAGUCGCACAGCGUGCGCAUCAUCUUGCUCAAUCGCCGCGACUACACCGGUAGCCUCCCGUACACCGAAGCCGAGCGUGCGCUCCUCACCGUCCUCUCACCGGAGAUAAUGAGCAAUGCCGCUGAGGCAGCAACCGCGAAGAAGAACGCCGCGACCUUCAUGCAGGAUCGCGCGCGGGAACUGUACGACUUUCUGGUUCAGCUCGUGAAGAACAGCAAUCUUCCUCUCCUGGACCGCGGUACGAACAAGGGAGGCAUCGUGCUCGCCGGAUGGUCGUUCGGUACCCUUUGGAUGACCGCCCUCCUUGCCUAUGUUGCAUUAUUCCCUGUCGACGAUGUCAGGUUGAGUGACUAUAUGCGCAGUGUCACGUUUCUCGACCCGCCCUAUCUGGCCUUCGGAUAUCCUCCCCCCGACAACCAGUACAAUCCGCUUUUCGACGCCGAUAUCCCCCUGAAUGACCGGGAGAAAGCGUUCACGAACUGGGUGAGCGGGUACUACGUCCACGGAGACACCCCCGAGACACUAGAACUCAAGACACCGCUCCAAAGCCCUCCGCCUACGCUGUCGACUCUCACGCCUGAGGAGAUCGGGCGUACGCUAUGCCUUCCUCCCGGCGGUCCAGGAGGUUCGGACUCAAUGCUGCUGGACUUGGGCCUCAAGCUUGGACUUUUCUCCUCCUUGAGAGAGGGCGGGCUGUACAUGCCGAAGGAGGGACAAUCGGGAGAUGCCUGGGACAGCGUGGAGGUACGCUAUAUUUCGUGCGAGCGCUCUGUGUGGGAGAUGCCGUGGGGAACCUCGCUCUUGAGGAAAGAGAUGGAGGCGGCGCAAGAACAAAGCCUGCCGAUGCGAACCAUACGGUUCGUGUUUGUCAAGGGUGCAAAUCAUUUCGUACACUGGGAUCAACCCGAGCUGGCUUUACGUGCUCUGAUAGGCGACCGAGAUGUAGUAUCAUAA
Molecule: messenger RNA, 1115 nt
Organism: Trametes versicolor FP-101664 SS1
Lineage: Eukaryota; Fungi; Basidiomycota; Agaricomycetes; Polyporales; Polyporaceae
Exons: 4
Coding region: 21-1115 (364 amino acids)
Source: RefSeq, a predicted model, not a curated record